GCCCAGGGACCAGCUGCCCUAUAUUGUUCAAUCCCAGAGUGACAGGAGUCUCCUCGCUUCUCAGACGGCUGUGAUUUGUGUCGAGAGCUCCUGCCGCCUGCGACCAAUUUCUGGAACCAGAUCGCCAUUUCAACCGUCGAGCACUCACAACUGACUGCUUCACUUGGCUCAUGAUCUUUUCCUCGAACAAACACAUCCUUUGCCGAGCGUCAAGCACUUCCUUAGUAUGCUCUCAACCUGAAUCAUCUCACUCUCGUUCCAAUCAGGUAAACUUGUAUGAGCGAGCCCAUCCAACGUGUUCAAGGCACUAAAGCUUUUUUCGCUUUGUCAAGCCACCCUCCCUCUUCAUCUCGCCAACUGAAUCACCAUGUUUUCAACGACUGGUCUUUUCAAAGGUAUUCCAUGCCCUGAAGGAGAACGAUGCACAAUAAUUCAUUGCAUCUUUUCCCAUGAGUUACGACCACAAGUCAAUCUUGACGCCCCAGAGGAGCCCGCAGCAAAGAAGCGCAAACUUGACCAAGAUCUUGAUGCAGCCACCAAAGCGACUGCCAAUCCUGUCACUGUCAAGUCUGGCAACGCGAACAAGGGCUUCGCCACCAAUGGCUUCACUACUGUCAACCAGCCAAAGCCAGCCGUAACGACACCUGCCCCCCUCAAAAUUCUUAAGACACUACAAAGACCGGUGAGCCCUCCACCCAAGCCACCAACCGCAUCAUCCAAGACAGCACCUACGAAACCCGCCAUCAAAGAAACCCUGAAUCCUCGCAUGAUACCUCAUGAUCCUGCUGGCCAUGGAAAGCGUACCCUGUUCCUCAAGCAUCUUCAUGGUGAAAUGGAACGCUUGAACAAUCAAAUAGCCAAGGGCGCUCAUCCUAAGAGAGCCGUCUUGACAUUGACAAGCGACGAACUGAUCAAAGCUGCCCUGGACGAAGAAGAAAAGACGGCACGUGAGAACCACAAAGUCUACGCCAACGUCAUCAAGAUGCGUGUUGCAGCACUCAAGAAGAUGGCAGUCGAGGAUUGGAUCACUCAUGUCAUUGCUACUAUCCGAAUUGACCAACAAGAAGAUCAAGGCAACGUCGUUCCUCCGAUUGACACUGGCUUGCCACUUGACCAGGAGCAUAUCGUUCUUCCUCACUUGAUCACCGAUCAGACAAAUCUAGCCAAACACGGCUACGUACCAAUACCGCCAACUGAAGAUGACAUUGUCGAAGCCAAAGCUGCUGUUGCUGCUUCCCUCAAUUACGAGGUAUGCGAUCGAUGCAAGUCUCGCUUCCGAGUCUUCGAUGAACGUAGGGAGGAGGAUGGCGCUUUGACGACAAACGGGCCCUGCAGGUACCACUGGGCAAAGCCUUUCACGGCCAGACGUGAGAAGACAGACGCUAUCAAAGGUCCGAAACAGGCCAUCUAUCCCUGUUGCCAGGAAUUGCUUGAAUCGCCAGGCUGCACACAGUGCGAAACGCACGUCUUCAAAGUCAGCGAUGGCAAGAGGCUUGCAUCCGUCAUGCCUUUCAUCAACACACCGCACAACCCAAGGCCUGCCAAAGGACCCAAUGGUAAGACACUGGACGCUGUCACUUUCGAUUGUGAAAUGGGAUACAGUACAAGUGGCUUUGAGCUCAUUCGCCUCACUGCAGUCUCCUGGCCAGAAGGUCAUUGCCUGGUUGACGUUCUCGUCCGGCCUCAAGGUACCAUCUUGGACCUCAAUACUCGCUGGUCUGGUGUGACACCGGAGAUGUACAGUAAUGCUGUACCAUACGAGGAGAAGGCAGCCAUGGAUGCAUUAUUACCUCCUCCACCACCCGGCAGCGACGUUCCUCCAUUACCCGGCACUCGUGACUCUACGCCAUUAAAGGACACUGCCAGUGAUCCACUACCAAUCGUCUCAAGUCCAGUUGCAGCACGCGACCUCUUGUGCUCGUUCCUUACACCAUCUACCCCUCUGAUCGGUCAUGGAAUCGAAAACGAUCUGAAUGUUGUCCGACUCUGCCAUCCUACCAUUAUCGACACUAUCAUCCUAUUCCCUCACCCACGCGGUCUACCCUACCGUUUCGGCCUCAAAAUGCUUACCAAGCGCCACCUUGGUCGCGACAUUCAAAUGGGAGGUGCUCUUGGCCACGACUCUCUCGAAGAUGCCCGUGCAACUGGCGACCUAGUCAGAUAUGCUGCGGGACAGAGACUCAAGCGAUUGCAAAGAGAGGGUUGGACGCUCGACAAUGGAGCUCUAAUGCCACCCCUGCCGCCCGGCGGACCUCCACUUCCAGAAGGAAGGGCUUUGGGCGCAGGAUCAGGAGUCAAGAGACAGAGGAUUGAUGUUGAACAGCAAGAUGCAAACAAGAAACUCAGGGAGGAGUAGAUGGAUGGAUGGAUGACAUGCACAAAUGACAGGCUUGAUCAAACGAUGACAAUUAUUUACUAGUCCGGUAGCCAAAACACAUGAAAGGACCUUGCUUUCUAUGCUACAGAUACACAACUUUCGGACUGCAAUGGAUAGAAUUUUAUAGCCACAGAGAACUGUUUACUCACCAACCCGGUCACGCAAUUUGGCAUAGAAAGAUGGCACG
Molecule: messenger RNA, 2564 nt
Organism: Aureobasidium pullulans EXF-150
Lineage: Eukaryota; Fungi; Ascomycota; Dothideomycetes; Dothideales; Saccotheciaceae
Exons: 1
Coding region: 368-2356 (662 amino acids)
Cellular component (GO): nucleus
Molecular function (GO): nucleic acid binding; exonuclease activity
Source: RefSeq, a predicted model, not a curated record